AUGACGCUCGACUGCUUUAAGUCCUAUUCUAUGUGUGCUUAUAGUCUUCAGUAUUCCAUUAAUGGCACUGUGAUUCAAUCUUCUCGAUGGCGAAGACUAUCUUUCGAGUCAACAGAAGAUUUACCUGAAUUAGUCGAUUUUCGAAAUAAAGAUUUGGUUGUUAAAACGGAAAUUUUACCGUUUUCAGAUAACAAGGAAUCUGCAGUAACAUUUUAUCCCUUCUCUGGGAAAGAAAAUUCAGAAGAACAAUUUGAAGUAAAACGCAAUGUUGCAGCUUUAGCCCGUCUUGGAAGACUUAAUCCUUUGCGAUAUGGAAACACUAAUUUGAAACAACAAAAUGAAGAGAAAAAAAAUAUUCAGUCAUUGGCUCGUCUUGGAAAACUCAAUGCAUUUCGUACUGGAGACACCAAUCUGAAAGAGCAAAAUGAACAGAAAAAAAAUAUUCAGUCCUUGGCUCGCCUAGGAAGACUUAAUGCUUUUCGUUCAGUAGAUAGCAAUCUGAAAGAUCAAAACGAAGAGAAAAGAAACAUUGCAGCUUUAGCUCGUCUUGGAAGACUUAAUUCGUUUCGUUCUGGAGAUGGCAGUUUUAAAGAUCAAAAUGAUGAGAAAAGAAAUAUUCAGUCAUUGGCUCGCCUUGGAAGACUUAAUGCUUUUCGUUCUGGAGAUGCCAGUCUGAAAGAGCAAAAUGAAGAGAAAAAAAAUAUUCAGUCUUUAGCUCGUCUUGGAAAACUUAACGCUUUUCGUACUGGAGAUGCCAGUGUGAAAGAGCAAAAUGAAGAGAAACGAAAUAUUGCAGCUUUAGCUCGCCUCGGAAAACUUAAUGCUCUGCGCUCUGGCAGUACUAGCUUGAAGGAAGAAAAUGACGCGAAAAGAAAUAUUGCAGCUUUAGCUCGUCUCGGGAGGCUUAAUAGUUUGCGAUCUGGAAACACAGGUUUCAAAGAACAAAAUGAUGAGAAAAGAAACAUUGCAGCUUUAGCUCGCCUCGGUAGACUUAAUGCUGUACACUUAAGAAGUUCUGAUUUGAAAUCGGAAAAUGAAGAGAAAAAAAAUAUUCAAUCUCUAGCUCGUCUCGGUAGACUUAAUGCUCUGCGUUCUGGAAAUACCAAUUUGAAGGAACAAAGUGAAGAAAAGAGAAAUGUCGCCGCUUUAGCUCGACUUGGUAGACUUAAUGCUUUGCGUUAUGGGAGUCAUCAGUCACAUGAGGUUGGCAGGAGAAGAAUGAAUAGUGACGAAACUAGCAGCAUGCAAGUCAUAGAUUGCAAAAGUACUCCAAACCUGGUGCAGCAAAAGCGUUACGUAGCAGCACUAGCAAGGUCUGGCCGCCUUCCAGCAUGGCAUUCCCAGAGAAUGUGGUGGGGAGACAAACGAGAUGAUUCCCACCAGAUGUCACAGAACUUUACAAAUGGAGAUAACUCAGAAAAUGACGUAGAAGAGUUUGCACUGAAAACGAAAAAAUGUUAAAGAAGCGAAGAAUAAAAUAUUAUCUGUAGAAAUUGAAAACUUUGAGCUAAGGCAAAAAAUAUAUAACUCAAGUGUAAAGAAAUCUCCUACCUUUUCAAUAAAUGUUAAAUAAUCGUUAAACAUUCAUGUAUUCAUUGCAAGAAAACGAAUUACCUAAUGUGUUUAAUAUGAUUUCAAUCAAGUAAGUGACAUAAGUUACAAAACUGAUAAAUAGUCAGAAGCAGAAUCGUACUAAUGUAAUAAUGAAUUAUGCUGCAUAUCCUCUAAGUAGUGCAAAGUUCCUUGAGUUUGAUCUUAAGUUCUGUAAAUCAGAGAGAUAGUAUAUCAAUCGAUAUGUGUUAAUAUUGGUGAAAAAGAGGAGUUUUAUUGCUUUUACAAUAAUUAGCUAUUGAAUAUGACUGUUAUUUUACCCAUUACGUGGAUGAUGCAAGUUGAUCGUUGUAUUUUAGUGAUAAAUGAUAAAAUGGCUUACUUCUUUUAGAUUUAUUUGUUUCAACUCUUCAAAAGUAUUGUUUCUGCUUAUUAAAUAGACUGUUCUUGAUU
Messenger RNA from Stegodyphus dumicola, 2004 nucleotides. RefSeq names its product Neuropeptide-like precursor 1 (gene Nplp1). NCBI's taxonomy places the organism in Eukaryota, Metazoa, Arthropoda, Arachnida, Araneae, Eresidae. The record is from RefSeq and is a predicted model, not a curated record.